CCCCUCCCGUCGUCGUCUUCGUCCUCACUCCACUCGCACGCUGCCUGGCUCUUCUCCCCACAUACACACACACUGCACGCCGUGCUGCUCGGUGGGCGCCACCGCCCGCCCACGGCUCCACCUCCAUUAACUACCUUCGAGCUCUCCAGUUCACCACCACCUCCCCUCCUCCUUGCAGUUACAGUUAUCACACGCCCGCCUUUGCUUAUUAUACCUCCGCCGCUUCUUGGACUCCUCUUCCUUUCUCCUGAUCGCUCAAUGCAGAGAGGAAGGAUGCGUACGUAGUUGAGGUUGAGGUGGUCGGAGGCAUGGGAGAAGAGGCGCGGGAGGCGGCGGCGGCGGCGGCGGGGAGGAGGAAAGAAGGGAAAGAAGCGGAGCAAGAUGAGCAGGGGAGGGUGAGGGUCGCGGCGGCGCUCGGCGCCAUUAGUGAUUUGGUGUCUGCUUCUCUGGCUGCUUCGCUGUUCCCGUUCAAGUGGCAGCUCAUCAGGGACAGGCUCAACCGGCUCCACGCCGGCAUCGCUGACAUCACCGUCGCCGACGCACCCAGCGACGGCGGGGAGAGGCACGAAGCGUUGGUUGGCCUCCUGCGGGCCAUCUCGGAGACGGCGAGGGAGGCGUCGGAGCUGGUGCCGAGGAGCCAGGGGAGGCACUACGGGGGCGGGAAGCUGCGGCUGCGCAGCGACCUCGACGUCGUGGCGGCGACGCUCGACGCUCUCGUGGCGCGGAUGGACGAGAUAUACGCGUCGGGCGCGCUGACGCGCGCGCGGGCGCUCGUCGUGUCGAGGCCCGGCGCCGGCGCCAGCCGCGAGGACGUGCGGUUCUACGUGCGCGACCUCUUCGCCAGGCUCAGGGUGGGCGGCGCCGAGAUGCGGAGGGAGGCCGCCGCCGCGCUCACCGAGGUGCUGCACGACGACGAGAAGUGCGUUCGCGUCGUCGUGUCCGACGUCGCCGACGGUAUCGGCGUUCUCGUCUGGCUGCUCGAGUGCCCGGAGGCUUGCGUCCAGGAGGAGGUCCUCGAGGCCGUCUCGGUGAUCGCUGGGUUUGAGGCUUACAGAAGCGACCUUGUCGUCGGUGGCGUCAUCGCUCCGGUGAUCCGGGUCCUUGACGCUAGGGCCAGACCGGUGGCAAAGGAGCGAGCGGCGCGGUUGCUCUGCAGGCUCACCGAGAACUCGGACAACGCGUGGGCCGUGGCCGCGCACGGCGGCGUCACCGCAUUGCUCAACGUCUGCGCUGACUACGGUGCCAGCGGCGGCGAGCUCGUGUGCGCGGCUUGCCGAGUGCUGAGGGGCCUCGUCGGCGUCGAUGAGAUCAGGAAGUACAUGGUUGCCGAGGCCGGUGCGGCGCCGGUGCUCGUGUCGCUCUGUCAGGGCGCCGCUGACGAGGCGGCGCACAUGCAGGCGGUGGAGCUCCUCGCCGCCGUCGCCUCCGGCGACAACUCCGCCAGGGAAGUCAUGAUCCAAGAAGGCGCCGUCGAGUCCCUGGUCUGCGCGCUCGACCCGAGCUCCCCGCGCUCCUCCAAGGCGCGGGAGGUCGCGCUCCGCGCCAUCGACGCGCUCUGCUUCUCCUCCCCAGCCUCGGUAUCCCGGCUGGUCGGCGCCGGCUUCCUCGACCGCGUCCUCUUCUUUCUCCGCAACGGCGACAGCACGCUGCAGCACUGCGCCCUGAAGGCGGCGCACCGCCUGUGCCACGUCUCGGAGGACACCAAGAAAGCCAUGGGCGACGCCGGGUUCAUGCCGGAGCUGGUGAGCAUCCUCCACGCACCCAAAUCCCUCCAGGCGCGGGAGAUGGCGGCGGAGGCGCUCUGCGCCAUGGUGUCCGUGCACCGCAACCGGAAGCGCUUCGUCCAGGAAGACCGCAACGUGGCGCAGAUACUGCAGCUGCUCAGCCCCGACGACGAGAAGCUCUCGCCGGCGAAGCGCUUCUUGCUGUCCACGCUGAUGCAUCUCAGCGACAGCACUUCCGGCCGCCGGAAGAUCAUGUCAUCGGAGCAUGUCAGGAAUCUCGAGAGGCUUGCAGAGACGAAUGUGACAGACGCCAAGAAGAUCGUGAAGAAGCUUGGCGGGAGCAAGCUCAGGAACAUAUUCCAUGGCAUCUGGACCCUGCAAAAAGCUUGACGACAAGAACCAGCUCACGAAUAGUACUACUGUUCUUAUGGCUUAAAUUAGCUAACACACAUGUUCGCCUCAUGUUUUUUUUUGUAACUGUGAAUGGACGAAUCAAUCAAUCCAGUGUAUUCUACAACUCGAUCGAUGAAUUCUUGCUCCUCAGAGAACUCAUCACUCAUCCUCACCUCAACAUCUGUGUAUACUAGCUCAUCUCAUCUGUGUCAAAUAAAAGUAUAAAAUCCAUUCAAGAAA
Oryza brachyantha (malo sina) is the source of this 2357-nucleotide messenger RNA. RefSeq lists its product as uncharacterized. Gene Ontology annotation, molecular function: protein binding. The record is from RefSeq and is a predicted model, not a curated record. The transcript is spliced from 2 exons. Lineage: Eukaryota; Viridiplantae; Streptophyta; Magnoliopsida; Poales; Poaceae. Bases 309 to 2114 code for a protein of 601 amino acids.